UCCUCCUCCCCCCUCCUCCUCCUCGUCCUCCUCCUCCCUUCCCUCACCGAGGGGUCCCGCGCCAGCGGAAGGGAGGCUUCGGCAUCUCUCCCCGCUUCCCCGCGACCCCUCGUGCAAGCGGCGCGCCAGGCGCAUAUUUCGGGCAGGAGGGGAGGAUGACGACGAAGGCAGAGUGUCGGAGGCCUGGAAAUUGGCACCAACACCAAGACAGGGGGUUGCCUCCACAGGGGGAAGGUGUCCUAGAUUUUCGGUGUUGGUGGUAAUAGUUCGGCCACCUUGGAAGCCAGAAUAUUACCACCAUCGCCGAGAUCGGGAUCUUAUUCCCUCGGUGGAGGCAAACCGCCGAAAUUGGUGAUGGUGUCAAUCUCUAGGCCUGCGAGAGUGCCCUGGUCCUUUCUGUCUGUCGGUUGAGCAGGCUCUCCAGUCUUCUCGGGCGAGGAGGCACGCGUGCGUAUCAGUGGUCGGGCUGCGGAAGGGGAAAGUCAAAGAGGGGCCCACCGUGGGAGAGCAAGAUGCUAGGAAUCGCUGGCGGUGUUCUGCUGAUCGCUCAUAUCGUCCACGCUCCUCAGGUCAGGAUGAGCCACACGGGCCACCGCUUCGCCGCAAGCGCUGGCAUGGCUAUCGUGCCCGGUUCCGACAAGUCGGUCGGCUGCAUCAGGGUGUUCGAGCUCGUCGAUGGAGAGUGGCACCAGAUGGGCACAGACGACAUGAUCUCUGGAGCGUCGUUCGACAUGUGGACCCAGUUUGGGUAUACGGUGGCCAUGAACAGCGCGGGAAAUGUCGUAUCGACUCUCUCUGGCCUGUUUGGGCUUGCCCGGGUGUGGCGCUUCAAGCACGCCACAGGGCCCGAGGAUGGCAUCUGGGAGCAGAUGGGGAACGACAUCCAGGCAAGGGGAAGCUUGGCGCUGAGCGCUGACGGGACGCGAUUAGUGUCGCAGGCGGGCUACGCGGCCACGGUCUACGACUACGACGGGGCCCAGUGGAACAUGGCCGGGUCGCCGGUGCCCGUGUGGGGGACGGCGGUGACCAUGUCUGCGGACGGGCAGCACAUGGCCGUGGGGAAUUCGGGCGCGCCUUUCGCUGGGCCCGGAAGUGCGACGGUGUUUGACCUCAGCGCAGUUCAGCCAACCAUCGCGGCGGAAGACGUGCCCUCCGAGGAGUUGCCCACAGACGCCCCGACAGCGGAUCCCACAGAAGCUCCCACAGAAGCUCCCACGGAGGCUCCGACGGCGGCUCCGACGGCGGCUCCGACAGAAGCUCCGACGGAAGCUCCGACAGCGGCUCCAACAGAAGCUCCGACGGAAGCUCCGACGGAAGCUCCAACGGAGGCUCCCACGGCGGCUCCGACAGAAGCUCCCACAGAAGCUCCCACAGAAGCUCCCACAGAAGCUCCGACAGCGGCUCCAACAGCGGCUCCCACCGAAGCUCCGACGGAAGCUCCCACCGAAGCUCCCACGGCAGCUCCGACAGAGGCUCCCACGGCAGCUCCGACAGAAGCUCCCACGGAAGCUCCGACAGCGGCUCCCACAGAAGCUCCGACGGAAGCUCCGACGGAAGCUCCGACGGCGGCUCCCACAGAAGCUCCGACGGCAGCUCCCACAGGAGCUCCGACAGCGGCUCCCACAGAAGCUCCGACGGAAGCUCCGACGGAAGCUCCCACCGAAGCUCCGACGGAAGCUCCCACCGAAGCUCCGACGGAAGCUCCGACGGAAGCUCCGACUGCGGCUCCCACGGCAGCUCCGACGGCGGCUCCCACAGAAGCUCCGACGGCAGCUCCCACAGAAGCUCCGACAGCGGCUCCCACCGAAGCUCCCACCGAAGCUCCCACGGAAGCUCCCACAGAAGCUCCCACCGAAGCUCCCACGGCAGCUCCGACAGAGGCUCCCACGGCAGCUCCGACAGAAGCUCCCACGGCGGCCCCGACAGCGGCUCCUACAGAAGCUCCCACGCCGAUUCCUGCCGAACCGCCGCUGCCAGUUGUCACUCCGUUCCCCACGCCGGCUCCCACGCUGCCUCCUACGGGGGCUCCCACAGCUGCCCCGACGCGGCACCCCACGCGGGCUCCGACGCGGCACCCCACCAGGCACCCCACGCCAGCCCCGACGCGGCACCCCACGCGGGCCCCGACGCGGCACCCUACCAGGCACCCCACGCCUGCGCCCACGUUGGCGCCCACGCCGGCGCCCACGCCGGCGCCCACGCCCGCGCCCACGCCCGCGCCCACGCCGGAGCCCACACCAGAGCCGACAGAGGCUCCCACGCCAGCGCCCACUCCAGAGCCCACGCCGGAGCCCACGGAGGCUCCCACGCCAUCGCCCACGCCGGAGCCCACGAAGGCGCCCACGGAGAUGCCCCUGCCGGUCCUCACUCCGGUCCCCACCGCACCGCCGCCGACACCGGCUCCCGAUCGGACACAUGGGCCCACCCCUGCGCCGUUCACGGGCGAGAUGUCGGACUGCAAGGAGGGUCGGGACGUGUGGAACGCCGGCUACGGCCAGUGCGCCGGUUAUGCGCCAGGCACGCCGAACUAUGCGUUCUGCGGGCGGGACAAAGACAUCACCAUGAAUCUCACAGGGAGCCAGGUGUGCAGCGAGUGCGGAGCGUGCGUGGAUCCGACAUCCGCGCCCGCCGCAGGGACAGACGUGCCGCCAGACGGAACGCCUGCGGCUCAGGCAGCAAACACAACGAAAAUCGUGUUAGUGCUGUCAGCAGGGCCAGGAAGCUCGGCACUGGUAGUGUCGUCCACGGACGGGCUUGAGCUGAAUGAAUCCAUCGUGAUCGCUGGCGGCGGGCAUUCAGAAAUACAUAGAAUCGUGAGCUUUGGAGCUAUGAACCGCUUGCAGAGCGGGUCCGGCAUCCUCGUGGUGGACCCGCCAACGACGGAUCCGCUGCCCGCGGGUUCAGAAGUUUCGCCAGCAACACCUGCACCCACACCUGCACCUACGCCCUCGGCACAGGGAGGAGCAUCGGGCACAGCAUCGGUUCCCACACCUGCACCCACAGCGGCGCCGACGAUCAGGGUCUCCGCGUCCGGCGAUCCACAUAUGGUCAACGUGCAUGGGCAGCGGUUCGACAUCCUCAGGCCCGGCAUCCACGUGCUGCUCCAGCUCCCCCGGGGGAUGGAGACCGAUUUCUUGCUCCGCGUGGAGGCCCAGGCCGUGCAACUCGGGGGCGCGUGCGCGGACAUCUACUUCCAGGCCCUCAACCUGACUGGCGGGUGGGUGCGAGAUGCGCACGGCCAGCACACCAGGCACGGCGCCAUCAGGUACCACGCGGACCACCCCGUCGGGAUCAAUGGGCACGGAACCGACUGGAUGACUUUCGGCAAGGUCGAUCUGAAGGUGGUCUGGGGCCACACGAAGAGCGGGCUUAGGUACCUCAACAUGUUCGCGAGGCGCCUCUCCAAGGCUGGGGUGCCGAUCGGCGGCCUCCUCGGCCUGGACGACCACACAGCGGCGUCCACCCCGAGCCUAAGGUGCAAGCGAACCAUGACGUUGCUGAGCCUGCUGGAGACACAGCCCUGAGGCCCGAGGGGGCUACGCUAAUUCAGUAGGUGGCCUUCCGUCGUGGUCUGCUGGACUCCCGCAGGAGAAGCGUUCAGCCCCUGGCCGUCAGAGUGGCCAGCCGACCAGGACCCUCCGCGAGUUUUGGCUGGCGCCGUCACCUUCGCUUAUUGCAUGGAUAAGACUUGUCGCAGUUGGUGGCUCGCUGCCCAGAUUUGACAGCCGUGUCACUGGAAGACA
Prorocentrum cordatum is the source of this 3743-nucleotide messenger RNA. NCBI's taxonomy places the organism in Eukaryota, Dinophyceae, Prorocentrales, Prorocentraceae. The record is from the annotation of a GenBank genome assembly.